AACCAUUCACUUCACAUAACGUUACCUGAUUACCUAUUGAUAUUAUAUUUGCAACCCUAUAUAGAUUAAAUGUUUUAUAUACGAAGACAAAUUCUGCAAUAAUACUGUAAAAGGCUGAUGAGGCAUAUCUCAGUUUCUUCAAUGAUAAUCUCAUCUUCUUUAUGAAUGAAAAAUGAAUUCUGCACAGGAUACUUCAAGGAUGAUGUGGCAACAUCCAUUUGUCAAUAUAUUCAAGCAAUUCAAAAUAGAGAGUUGGAAAAGAUCCAGCAAGGAAGGAGAUGUUGCAUCAGUAAUGGAUAAACAAUUGAAAUGCACUGUCUUCAGAAUACUAGGUUCAAUACCAGCAGCAAACUAUAUUCAGAUUCCACGUACAAGUACACAGUCACUUGGACUUACUGGAAGAUAUCUUUAUAUUUUGUUCAAGCCUCUACCAACAAGAUACUUUGUUGUUCAUAUUGACGCAGCAACAGAAGAAGGAUUGACUGUUCGAAUUUCAUUUUCAAAUUUAUUCAAAGAAUUUAAAUGUACUUCUACUUGGCUGCAGUUUCCUUUUGUUUGUCAUGCUGCCAAAGGAAGUGUAGAACAUUGUGCAUCACAAGGAGCAAAGGCAGAUAUGGUAGGAGCUGCUCCUCUUGCUCAGAAAUGGACAAUGCUUGUCUUGGAUUUGCAAUACAUAUUGUCGGUUUAUAUAAACAGGAAAUAUUCCCAUUUGAAAAAUCUGCGAAUCUGCGCGAACUUGAUGAUUAAAAAUUGCUUCACUUCUGAUAUUGAAUAUGACCCAAGAUUAAGUUUUCGACAUGCUCGAGAACUUGGAAUUAAAUCAACUGAAGAGAAUCUUGCACCAAUGCCAAGAGAUAUGAAUUUUCACAUUCCUAAAAAUAAGUCAUGGGAUGACGUGUUUGAUCUUGUACGAUUUCCAACUUCACCUGAUGCACCUUCUCCCACAAAACCAAGUUUGCUUCCAUUUGAUUCUAUUCAACGUAAUGAUAGACAACCAUUGGUAGAAAGAUCACAAUCUCGAAAGUCAAAAAGAGUUACAAAUGGGCCGCCUGGUACGAUACAUAGCCCUCGCAGAGAAGAGGGUAAAACAGUAGAUGCAUCGAGACAUGGUGGUUUCCAUACAAGAGCACAACAUGCUAUAUCUGUUGCUACUGUUCCCAAGAAACAGCCAAAAAAUAAACCUGUUCCGAUUGUCUCUGAGUUGCCUCCUGUUGGACUGAGCAUGUUGAAUUCCACUGAUGGAACUGAGCCCAAUGAUGUUACACUCGUUGAAUCCGGUACCGGUGACAUUCAUAUAUUCACUGAUGGAGUGGAUAAUCGAGAUGUUGAAGUUCACAGGCAUUUUAUCAAAAAUAAUAAGGGUUCAACAAUACGAAGCAUUGCAACUGUUGAUCCAAAGAUGAAAAAAGCUACCGUCAAGACAUCCGCACGAUCAAGUAAGAGUAGCGCAACACCUCGAUCAUCAAGGAGUACAAAACAAACAUCACCAUUUCAAGGGUUUCACACAACAGAUAAAAACUUUGAGGAUAUGACUUGUCUUCAACCUGAUCCUAUAUUGAAGAUGAAACAUGUCAUAGGAUUUGGAUCGGGCAUAGGCUCUCCUCGCCCUAAUGUCCAAGCCUAUAGGAAUCAAGCAAUGUGGCAUCCUGCUGGUCAUCAAUGUGGAGGAAACGAUGUUGUUGUCUACGCUGUGCAUGCUGUUAUUGUUGCUAUGGAGAUUGCAAACGGCCAUCAACAUUUUUUUGUUGGGCAUACUGACAGUGUUAUAGCACUUGCAUUUAAUGACUGCAGUAGGCUAUCGAAAACACUUUCUACAACAUCCAUACUCGCAUCAGCACAGAGAGGUGAUGGUGGCAUUGUAAGAAUAUGGAGAUUUGAUAACAAAAAAUGUUUAGCUAUUGUUAAGAAUCAACAAGCUAGUUCUAUGAAUAUUUUAUCGUUUUCUGCGAGUGGAGCAGUUCUGAUUGGAUGUGGAAGAGAUAUUCAUGGAAAAACAUUGAUAAUAGUUUGGGAUACAAGUGGUGUUUUGAGACAUGGAACUGUCAGUGUUAUGGCGAGAGCAAGAGCUGAUAUUGAGAUAACUCGAUUGCGUAUUUGUCCAACUGAUGAUACAAGACUUGUAACCUGCGGCAGAGAUAACAUCAGAUUUUGGCGUGUUAGAUCAGGUCAACUUCGGUCCUGUCCUGUGAGCCUUAGCCAACAUAAAGUGGGAGAAGUGACUGAUGUUACUUUUUCUAAGAUGGGAAAAGUCUCUGAAAGAAAUCUUCCUGCAACUUCUGUGAAUGACUCAAAUUUACUCACUCAACAUGAUAUAAUUCAACACUCUGUGUAUGCUUGUACUAAAGGUGGAUAUAUUAUUGAGAUUGAUUUUCAGAAUGUUGGAAUCAAGGAUAUUCAUAGGUUACUACCAACACACCUGGAUAUGGAUGAUUCUCAGAAAGGAAUCCGUUUGAAUGUCAUCAGAUUUGCUGAUUCCUACCUGGCCACAGGAUCAGACGAUGGAUUCUUACGUUUAUGGCCUCUUGAUUUAUCAACUGUAUUUCUGGAAGCAAAACAUGAAGGUUCUGUAGUUGAUAUCGAUCUUACGAAAGGUGGCAGUCAAUUAGGAAUGGCAACAUGUUCAGAAGAUGGAAGUAUAAGAAUGUGGGAUUUUUCAACAUUGAGGCAACUUUAUGAUUUCACAACGCCUGAUGAUACUCCUACUUCUGUGUCUUGUCAUCCAACACUAGAGAUAUUUGCAUGUGGGUUUGAGAGUGGUGCUGUGAGAGUUUUUCAUGUCAAACAAAUCAGUCUAUUAUCUGAACAUCAGAUUCACUCUUCAAAAGUAACUGGAGUAAUUUUUGCACCCUCUGGAGAAUUUUUGUAUAGCGCAGAAGUAAAAGGCACCGUCACAUUAUAUGACACCUCCGACGUUGAAAAGACUGGAUCCGCUGUUAUUCGUGCAUUGCCACGUGCUAUUGCAAGAGGCGACAGAUAUGGUCCUCGUAGUAUUGCUGUGGCACCAGACUCUCGUCGCAUAGCGUUUGUUGGACCCACUGAAUAUACUGUUACAGUGGCAGCUGCUGCAACACUUGAUGAAUUACUGAGGAUUGAUAUUUCUACUGGUUUACACUUGGAACCUGAUAUUUUAAAGCAAAAACCAACUGUUGAUUGUCCUUUACGGGUUUGUUUUUCCACUUCCUCACAACAUCACUUGAUGGUAGUUACCACGGGCAACAGACUCUUGAAGUUAGGAUUAAAAGAUGGUUGUCUUCUCUCUAUUACUGAGAAUAUUCACAGGAGCAAGGCAACAUCUGUGUGUGUCAGUGAUGAUGGAAAAUAUUUUGCAACGGCAGGGGAUAAUGUUGUGAAAGUUUGGGAUUAUGAACUUUCUAAAGAUAUUAAUUUUCAGGUAUUCAUUGGUCAUUGUGGGAUGAUCAAUCGUGUUCUGUUCACUCCUGAUCAAUCAAGUAUUAUAUCAUGUGGACAGGAAGGAAUUUUUCUUUGGGAUUUUCUGGGCCAGGCUGCAAGACGUUUCAAUUCAAAUGAAGGAUCAUUAGCAGAGUUGGAUAUUCGCUCCCACCGUGAAAAAAUUGAUGAAAAUAUAUUAUCUGUAGGAAGAUAUCAAAGAAAAGAUUUGUUGACAACAGCAAGAAGAACAAGUGAAGAAUCAGAUGACCUUAUACCAACUCGAGACAUUGGACUUCACCCGCAAGUACUUGAUGAUGAUACUCCUCAACCUAGACUUGAACUACCCAAACCUACCGCACCUAAAGGUGAUUUAAAGAAAAAAAGUCCGGCCCGAACUGAAAAUUCAGGUUGGAUUCCUCCCGAUACGUUACGUACUGUUGAUCUUGAUGCAACUGAUGUUUCAGAAUUUACACUCGAUACUAAAAUGAUGGCAAAUUGUAAAAUAACAGAUCAACCUGAGAAACCUUUUGAGCAUCACACAAACUCGAAACUCCGAGAAAAUCCUACCACAACAACUUCAACAUUGCAAGAUGAUCCUAUCAAGGUUUUCUGGGGAUCCAACACAGUCAAAGGAAGGGAGGCUUUAUCACCAAUAAAGAAAGUGAAAGACACUGAGCCAUUGCAUAGAAGUAUAAAACCAACAACUAUACCAACAGGGUUUAGUGAACAACCACCAGUUUUGAAACAUUUUUGUGCUUCUAAAAAUACAAGCACAUUAUCUCAUCGGAGAUAUGCUCCAAGGAAAGGAGAGGAAGGAUUGAAACUCGAGUCAGUAAUCGGUUAUAAUGGUAAUGGCCGUGGCAACAUGGUAUGGAAUCCUGACACUGGAGUUUUCGCAUAUUCAAGUGGAUGCAUUGUUGUGUUGGAGGAUCUUGCUAAUGGAACACAACGUCAUCUUACUGGACAUUCAGAGGAAAUUUCCACUAUGGCUUUGCAACAUGACAGCCAGAUUCUAGCAUGUGCAUCGUGUGAGAAUGGAAUGGUUCACAGUGAGAUUGGGUUGUGGGAUGUAGAGUCUGGACAAUGUCGAGCGACUCUUAAACAUCAUGAACACGAUGUAGUUGCAAUGGAAUAUUCUAGGGAUGACCGAUUCUUGGUAUCAAUCGGAGAUUAUCGUGAAAAUACUGUUGUGUUAUGGAGUGGAUAUGAUAGUGAAACAAAGCCAACAGUUUUAACAUCAUCUACCUGUAAAUAUCCUAUACAUCAUAUAACAUGGGAUCCAACUGCACCUAAUGAAUUUGUUACUGUUGGACAAAAUUCAAGUAUUUUAUUUUGGUUGGUAGAAGAAUGUGGUUCUGAGGUACAAUUACAAUAUCACGAAGGACAAAUACCUGACAGUGUCACAGAAGCAUGUGGUGCUGAAAGCAUCAUUGAUAUUCACUUUACAAGUGCUUGUUAUGGAACUGAUAAAGUGCUAUAUGCAGGUACUAAUAAAGGUGUUGUGACGGCAUGGGACACACAAACAAACGAAUGUUUCUUACAUUGGAAAGCAGAUACUGCGGAAAUAUGCGUUCUGUUAUCAAAAGGUGCUAGAUUAAUAUCCGGUGGUGUGUCUCGUAACAUUCGAUUAUGGACACUGACGGCAGUGCAAGAAGCUCAGUUGAGUUAAGACAGUGAUCUGAGAUUAAGAGGAUUGGUUAUGGAAGAUGAAUUAUCACUGCAUUCUGAGAUAACUUCAGCUGUAUUUGAUGAAACGCUUGAUCUUGGUAUUGUGAGUACCACAGCUGGUACAUUGUGGUAUGUUGAUUGGAAUAGUCACAAUACUGUUCGGAUGGUAACUGGUCAUAAGGCUAAAAUCAAUGGUAUAACAUUUGAUGAUGGCCAGUAUUAUGCAACAUGCAGUGAAGAAGGCUCAGUAAGAUUAUGGUCUGUUAAAACAUUGGAACUCACUGUACAAUUCCAGGUAAUUGAUCAACCUUGUGGCUGUGUCAUCUUUAGCCAUGCUCAAUCAUUGGAAGAUUUAAUGUUGGCAGCUGGCUAUGGUGAUGGAACAUUAAGAGUGUUUGACGUCGACAAGCUGAUCCUGAUGUUGAAACUGCAGCCACAUUCAACCAAAGUAACGGCGAUUGCAUUUUCAUCCGACAAUUGUACAUUGUUGUCUGGUAGUCACAGUGGAAGGAUAGCCAUCACAUCAUUGUCAACUGGUGUUACUUUACGUGUGUUGGAUGAUCAUUUGGGAUCACCUAUUACACAAUUGACUGUUUCAACUAGACAGGAUCACCCAGCCUCAAUUUCAGCCCAUUUGACUGAAAAAGACUCGAGGAGAGAUGGGUCGUUUUCAACUUCAUCUGUGUGGCUCGCUACUGCGGCUAACAGAAGAGUCAGUGUGUGGGUUAGUUGUUGGAACUCUGACCAAUGUGACAUGGUUGAUUGGUUGACUUUUCCAGCUCCAUGUUUUGCUCCAGAUGGGACUGAGAUUAGUAGGAAUGACAAAUUGUUGUUUCAGUCCUCAGUAUCUCUUCUUCACCCAGCUGUUGCAUAUUUCAUCCAUCAAAUCCUGAUUUACUGGUAUACACAGGGUAUGGAAUGGAAAAGUUCGUACAACUUUAUAGCUUGGCUAAAGAAAGGUGAAUUCAUUACUGUACCAGGUGCUUACAAUAACGAAUGGGAGCGUGUUAAAAGCAAAACUAGGUAUCUUCGUAGAAAUGCAGAGGGCGGAAGUGUUGAGAACCACUGGCAUAUGCGAUACUUUUUGAUCAAUAAUCUUCUAAUAUAUUUUAAGGUUGUGAAAACUUUUUCAAUACCGAACUGGACACAAUGUUUGGAUGCAUGUAACUCAAUCUCUAGUGAAGGAACUCGUAAAACCAACGUUCAAUUACUAGCACUUGGUACCGAAUCAAGAAUAGUUGAACUUGUCGAUGCCUGUCACGGUACAUUCCAAGAUUUCUGUGGACAUUUCGGACCCAUCAAUCAUGUGAAAUUUUCACCAGAUGGAAAACUUCUCCUUACAGCUUCUGGUACUGAAUUAUUAUUGUGGAAAGUAAUUGCCACUGAAAACUGAGAAAUAUUUUAUGCUGUGAUAUGAUGAAUUUCAAGUAUCAGCUACCCAACUCUAUAUUUUGAAUUCUACAAGGUAAUCAGAGUGUAGGACUCUACAUGAUAAGACUUUUCAUAUUUUAAAUGAGAUAGAUGCUGCUAUUUUGUAUCAACCAAUCAUUAAAGCAAGAACUUGUUUUAGUUUUCAAAAAUUGUAGGUUUCAAUUUUUUUAGAGUAUGUUAGGUAGUGAGCUGCUUUCUUCUUCAAAAUACCUUUUUCAGGUAGUAAUUUAUAAUGUCUUGAUUUACCCAGAUUCAACAUUUUUGCUAGUUGGUAUUUUAAUAUUAGUGUGAAAACUUUUUUUGUGGGUUAAAUGUCUUAAUGACAUUAGUGCUUAAAGGACUAAUUAGUAUCUCAAUAAUAUUAGUAAGCUAGAAUACAAGAGCAAAUUAUUUACCAUUUUGCAAUAAUUGGAAAGUUUUUAAAACAUUAGUCAUGUGUUUUCUCUGUUCACAACCGAAUCAUCAAGUAUUGUGUAUAUUUUUGACAACGUCAUAUUCUAUUUAAGACAUAAUUGAGGUCCAACAAAGUAGCCGAUUUACAAUUGUGAUGUCUAAUAAUACAAAACCUGUGAUCCCGCAAUAUACACAAAUGUGACGUCAUGACAAUCUUUGUCGAUGGCGACGCAACAGAGAUGUAGCCUAACGACCCCAUGUAGGUUUUUAUUUUUUUGUGCUUCUCUAUUUGUAUCUUAGUUUACACAGGGUUUGAUUGUAAAUUUUAUUUGUAUAUUUUACGAUGUAAUAUUUAUUUGUAGC
Messenger RNA from Styela clava, 7245 nucleotides. The record is from RefSeq and is a predicted model, not a curated record. NCBI's taxonomy places the organism in Eukaryota, Metazoa, Chordata, Ascidiacea, Stolidobranchia, Styelidae.